AUGGAUUUACAGAGCCCAGCCCGCUGCUGCCGCUGCUUCGCUCUGCUCUUGCUGGCCUCUUGCAUUGGACACACGGCAGCUUCCAGGAGAAACAUCCCCAGAAGGCAAGAUAGACUGGGGCCUCCUCUAGAUAUACUGAUGGAUUCACUGAACUGUACAGCUUUCAGCAUACAGUGGAGAAUGCCAAGGCAGCAUGCGAGCACCAUCACAGGAUACACUGUGUUUUACUCAGAGGUCGAAGCUGAUAAACCAGUAAAACAGCUUUCACAUGAUGUCCCCCUUAGCUUGGAUAUGCUCAGCAUGAGUCAACUUGAUGGACAAGCGAUUUUUGAUGUUGUUAUCGGCGAUUUAAAGCCAGGCACUCCACACCGCGUUAGUGUAGGAGCUUAUGGCUGGGCAGGAAAAGGACGACCCAGCAUGCCCAGAGACAUCACAACCUUAUCCCAAGAUAAAUGCAUGCCCCCUGAACCACCCUAUCAGCCUCAGGUCAUAGUAGUUUCUGAUUCAGAGGUUGCACUAUCAUGGAAACCUGGAGUCAGUGAAGGAAAUUCCCCAAUCCAGUACUACACCUUGGAGUUUAUCAGGCCAGACCUUGACAGCAAUUGGACAGUAAUAAAAGAGCAGAUCCAGAUGGAAUCCAUGGUUCUAAAAGGACUUAUUCCAAACACCAAGUACCAGUUUGCAAUCAGAGCAGCGAAUUCCUAUGCAUCCAGUUUACCCAGCACUCCAAGCGACGUUAUCCGAACAUUCAGUUCUGAGGAGUUAGGAAGUGGAAGCUAUGGGCAUCGGUAUAUCACAGGCACCAUAGUCGGUGAUGAUGAUGGAUUUGAUAUUGAUGAUUCAGACUAUGACAUUUAUAUUGAAGAGCUCAAGCCACUUCCAGCUAUCAAAGGAGGCAACAGGAAGUUUUUGGUUGAAACCAAGGUUGCUCCAGGGUCUAGUACAAGGCUCCUUUCCAGGCUAAUUACAACCACCUCUGAUCCUAUUACUUCCCCUGCAACAACUAUGCGCCCCAUUCCUACAACCACUGCUAGCAUCACUACAGCUAAGGCAACCAGAAGGAAUGGCAUAGCCUCAGCAGUACGGCUGUUUGAUCUGUCCUGUGAUGAAACCAUCUGCUCUGCCGACAGCUUUUGUGUCAAUGAUUAUGAUCGGGGUGGUUCUCGGUGUCAUUGUAACCUGGGCAAAGGAGGAGAGACUUGCACAGAAGAUAUUAUUAUCCAGUAUCCUCAGUUCUCUGGCUACUCAUACAUCACCUUUGAACCGCUGAAAAAUUCCUAUCAAACAUUCCAAAUUACCCUUGAAUUCAGGGCUGAAGCAGAAGACGGUUUGCUGCUGUACUGUGGAGAGAAUGAGCAUGGUCGUGGUGAUUUUAUGUCACUGGCGAUAAUCCGACGCAACAUCCAGUUCAGGUUCAAUUGUGGGACGGGAGUUGCAGUCAUUAUGAGUGAAAGCAAAAUCAAACUGGGCAACUGGCACAGUAUCACUGUGUUCAGAGAUGGGCUGAAUGGCUGGCUCCGGCUGGAUAACGACACACCAGUCACAGGUAAAUCUCAGGGCCAAUAUAGUAAAAUUACCUUCCGGACUCCUUUCUAUCUUGGUGGUGCUCCUAGUGCAUACUGGUUGGUCAGAGCAGCAGGAACCAACCGUGGCUUUCAGGGCUGCGUUCAGUCACUCAUUGUCAAUGGGAAGAUAGUUGACAUGAGACCCUGGCCACUAGGGAAGGCUUUAAGUGGUGCUGAUGUAGGUGAAUGCAGCAGUGGAAUCUGCGAUGAGGCUUCCUGUAUUAACAGCGGUACCUGCACUGCAAGCCAAGCUGAUUCAUACGUGUGCCUUUGCCCUCUUGGAUUUAAAGGUCGUCAUUGUGAAGAAGCAUUUAUCCUGGCCAUACCUCAGUUCAAUGAGUCGCUGAGGUCAUUUGCUACAACACCCUGGCCGCUGGAACCACAGAACUACCUUUCCUUCAUGGAGUUUGAGAUGACAUUUCGUCCAGAUUCAGAGAAUGGGGUCCUCUUGUACAGCUAUGACACAGACAGCAAGGACUUCCUGUCUAUUAACAUGGUGGCCAGCUAUGUGGAGUUCAGGUUUGAUUGUGGUUCAGGAACAGCCAUUAUCAGGAGUGAAGAACCUGUCAUUCUGGGCCAGUGGCAUGAACUCAGAGUGUCUCGCACUGCGAAGAAUGCUAUUUUGCAGGUUGAUAAACAAAAGCCAGUAGAAGGAAUGGCUGAGGGAGCUUUUACGCAGAUUAAGUGCAACACUGACAUAUUUAUCGGUGGAGUCCCUAAUUACGAUAACCGGAAGAAGAACUCUGGGAUACUGAAGCCCUUCAGUGGAAGUAUUCAGAAGAUUAUAUUGAAUGACCGGACAAUUGAUGUGAAGCAGGAUUUCGCUUCUGGAAUCAACGUGGAGAACGCUGUCCAUCCCUGUGUGAAUUCUCCAUGUGCUAAUGGGGGAAGCUGCAUGCCCAAAAAGGACAGUUAUGAAUGUGAUUGCCCUUUGGGCUUUGAUGGGCAGCACUGCCAAAAAGAGUGUGGGAAUUACUGCUUUAACACCGUUACAGAAGCCAUUGAAAUCCCACAGUUCAUUGGCCGUAGUUACCUCACAUAUGAUAACCCGGAUAUCCUCAAAAGAGUAUCAGGAUCACGAUCAAACGUGUUCAUGAGGUUUAAGACUACCCUGAAGGAUGGUCUGCUGAUGUGGAGGGGAGACAGUCCCAUGCGCCCUAAUAGUGAUUUCAUUUCUUUAGGUCUCCAAGAAGGAGCGUUAGUAUUCAGCUACAAUCUGGGCAGUGGCAUUGCUUCCAUAAUGGUGAAUGGCUCUUUCAAUGAUGGCAGGUGGCACAGAGUAAAGGCAGUUCGGGAUGGGCAGUCUGGAAAGGUAACUGUGGAUGAUUACGGUGCUAGAACUGGUAAAUCACCUGGCAUGAUGAGACAAUUAAACAUCAAUGGAGAUCUAUAUGUAGGUGGCAUGAAGGAAAUAGCACUGCACACAAACCGACAGUACAUGAGGGGUCUGGUGGGGUGUAUCUCGCACUUCACCCUGUCAACAGAUUACCACAUUUCACUGGUUGAAGAUGCCACAGAUGGGAAGAAUAUUAACACCUGUGGGACAAAGUGA
Messenger RNA from Emys orbicularis (European pond turtle), 3117 nucleotides. RefSeq names its product EGF like, fibronectin type III and laminin G domains (gene EGFLAM). The transcript is spliced from 24 exons. The coding region runs from base 1 to 3117 and encodes 1038 amino acids. Gene Ontology annotation, molecular function: protein binding; calcium ion binding. NCBI's taxonomy places the organism in Eukaryota, Metazoa, Chordata, Testudines, Emydidae. The record is from RefSeq and is a predicted model, not a curated record.